This is a messenger RNA of Fonsecaea erecta, 864 nucleotides long. RefSeq lists its product as hypothetical. Lineage: Eukaryota; Fungi; Ascomycota; Eurotiomycetes; Chaetothyriales; Herpotrichiellaceae. The coding region runs from base 1 to 864 and encodes 287 amino acids. The record is from RefSeq and is a predicted model, not a curated record. The transcript has a single exon.
AUGUCUCACCGUCGGCGUCCAUCUUCAGACAGCUCCUCUGAUUGGGUUUCAUGCAGCAGCAGCAGCUCUUCUCGCAGUGCGAGCGAUGAGGUUCAGUCGACACUGAAAAAGAAGCCCUGGUUGACGUCAUGGUCACGCUUCCGCAGUCAAGUACAGCCUCCAGAAGGGGCUGCUUCUGGCCCUGCCCACUCUAUUAUAUCAGCUGGAGCCGGGCCCAGCGGGCCUAGUGAGCCUGACUGGCUCGCCCCCAGCGGGGAGCCACGGGUACCUGGCGCUCAAUCGCCAAACAAAAUUUCCCUGAGCAGCCACACGAGCAAUGCGUCCUGGGCUCGCUCACUAUUCGCCCUCCCCUUCCGUCGACACCAUCAACAACGCGCACCCACCUUGUCGUUGACACCAGACAGGCAGCGCAAACCCCAGUAUGGCGAUGAUAGCGACGUAUCCAAAGUCUACAUCCUGCCUUCUGACACGGUGACUACUACUCCUCGACUGCCUUCGAAAGCUCAUGUCUGGUCGGAGCUGACCAAGAUGGAUCCCAAUAACCCGACUCUGACCCCUAACCUCGCGGACCUGCUCACGGGCCUGUCUAGUCCAGACGAUGCCAGCCGCAAAAUGGCGGCUUUCAAGCUGCAGUCGCUCAUCAACGACCCUUCCUUCGCAGAACAUUUCGUGCUUGCGGGCGGCCUGCCCCAGCUGCGCGCCCUCGUCCUCGAAAGCAGCGGAAAUACCCUCGCAUACAGUCUGGCCAGCUUUGCCAGACUAUUAGAGGUCGACCAAGGCUGGGAGGCUGUCAAUGAACAGGUUGUCAAAAAGGCAAGAUAUCCCUCAUCUAAACCUUCAAGAGGAAAAGGCGCCACCGACUGA